This is a messenger RNA of Achroia grisella, 1998 nucleotides long. It is a transcript of the gene Dp, whose product is annotated as transcription factor Dp-1. Gene Ontology annotation, biological process: regulation of cell cycle; regulation of transcription by RNA polymerase II. Gene Ontology annotation, molecular function: RNA polymerase II transcription regulatory region sequence-specific DNA binding; DNA-binding transcription factor activity, RNA polymerase II-specific. The transcript has 11 exons. The record is from RefSeq and is a predicted model, not a curated record. Gene Ontology annotation, cellular component: nucleus; transcription regulator complex. The coding region runs from base 261 to 1523 and encodes 420 amino acids. NCBI's taxonomy places the organism in Eukaryota, Metazoa, Arthropoda, Insecta, Lepidoptera, Pyralidae.
AUUUUAUUUAGCCCGCCACCGCUAGCUUCCAAUGUGUACAGUGUAUUCCCAUCGCUACUUUAUCUUGAAUAGUAAUGAAUUUUAUAGCUUUUUACAAGUGAUUUCAUUUUUAUUUUAUAAUAUAUGAUAUAUGACAAUUUUUGAAGAAUUUAGAGUUAUCCUUUGUGUUUGUUAGUGCACUUUAGGACCAUCAAACUUUUCCCCAAAGUAAUGUAUGUGUAAUGUCGCCAUUUUGACCAUACGAUUUGAGUAAACCUCAAAUGGUUAAGGUACUACAAGGCACAGCUAAUCAAGCCCUUGCUCAAAUAAAAGUGAAUUCUUAUCCAGUGAAAUUAAUUAAAAUAUCCACAUCUACAGAAGGGAAACCACAGAAAUCAGUCCACCAAGCUGUUGCACUGAAGAAUAUUAAGUAUCCACCAAAAUUAGUACAGUUUCCUAUUGAAGUACAAACACAGUCACCAAAAUCUGAAGCCAGCCCAGUAAGCAGAAGUGAACAUCAACGACAUACUGAAUUAAAAUACAUUCACCCUGUACCAGUACAAACAGCACAAAAUUUAUCAAAUUGUGAAGUAGUGAGUGAACAAAAAGAUUUGUCGUCUUUUACUAUGUCUCAUGCCUCUAGAAGAAGGCAUGAUUCGGAUAAUGAUCCUCCUGCAGAGUAUACCACGAAAAGACGCAAACACGCCGAUAAAGUUGGAAAAGGUUUAAGACACUUUUCUAUGAAAGUAUGUGAAAAAGUCAGAACUAAGGGCUUCACAUCAUACAACGAAGUGGCUGAUGAGUUAGUCCUAGAAUUUGCAGCUGGCAUGCAUGGUUCAGCAGAUAGUCAACACUAUGACCAAAAAAACAUAAGGCGAAGAGUAUAUGAUGCAUUAAAUGUGUUAAUGGCAAUGAAUAUAAUAUCAAAAGAAAAAAAAGAAAUUAGGUGGCUUGGUUUACCUACAAAUUCAGUACAAGAAUGUACAUCUUUAGAAAAAGAGAAACAGUUGAAACUUGAGCAGAUUCAAAAGAAGACACAACAACUACAAGAGCUUAUUUUACAGCAUAUAUCAUUUAAAAGUCUAAUACAAAGAAACAAGGAUGCAGAGAACAGGGGUGUAAAGCCAUCACCUUCAUCUGCAAUACAUCUACCAUUUAUAGUAGUAAAUACUAGUGACAAAGCCUUGAUCGACUGUAGUAUUUCUAAUGAUAAGACAGAGUAUAUGUUUAAUUUCAACAAGAAAUUUCAAAUUUAUGAUGACAUUGACAUAUUAAAAAGAAUGGGCCUUUUAUUUGGAUUGGACAAGGGAGAGUGCUCAGAAGAAGAUAUUGAAAGAGCUAAGAAUAUGGUACCAAAAGCAUUGGAACAUUAUGUAGAACAAAUGGGCAGAGGUGUUAUAUCUAAAUUAUCAAGUAUAAUUGAAGAAGAAAUGGAGGAUCCUGUAGAAGAAGAGACAUUAGAAGGCGAAGGGGAGCCUGAGGACGACGUAGAGGAACCUGACUGCAACGAAUACAGCGAAGACAGUAGUGACGUCGACGUCUAGCAAACACAUUUCGCGCUAGACCGCGAUUUCACUAUUUUAUGUAUAUUAUAUAGGUGUUAAAGUUAUUAUAUGUGGUAAACUUAUGAAAUGUGUCAUACCAUACAGGGGCAAAAAAUUUGCAGCCAUCAAAUUGUGCUUCAUUAAAUUACACAAUAACUACUAGUUACUGGCUUCUAUUCGCCACUCUGCUCAUGUGACAAUUAUUGACUGAGACAAAAAGUAACCUGUACAUAUGCAUUUGGGAUAAAGGUACCCAUUCACAAAUAUUAUGUAUGUGCUGAAUUUUUUGGAAUUGGACAUGAGUACAAUCUUUUAAUAUACCAAACUCGCUAUUCAAUUACAGUAAUAAUUAGAAGCUAUUUUAUUUCAUGCAAAAACAAUAAAGUUAUUGUUUAUAAAACCACUUUAAGGUUUUUGCAUAAUAUGAUGAGACAAAUUAAAAUGAUAAUUUGGACUACAGGAGAUACAUGUACUC